Mauremys reevesii (Reeves's turtle) is the source of this 1918-nucleotide messenger RNA. RefSeq names its product voltage dependent anion channel 1 (gene VDAC1). Gene Ontology annotation, molecular function: voltage-gated monoatomic anion channel activity. The record is from RefSeq and is a predicted model, not a curated record. The transcript is spliced from 10 exons. The coding region runs from base 215 to 1066 and encodes 283 amino acids. Gene Ontology annotation, cellular component: mitochondrial outer membrane. Lineage: Eukaryota; Metazoa; Chordata; Testudines; Geoemydidae. Gene Ontology annotation, biological process: monoatomic anion transmembrane transport.
CGGCCGGCAGGGCGUGUCCGAGCUGCUAUCGCGGUCUCUCCCCAGGCCGGGCUCCCGCCCCCAGCUGUCACUCAGCCCCGCCGCAGCCGCCGCAGAGCCCGGCGAGCGAGGCUGUUAAAACUGCAGGAUCCUGAAAUGUGAACUGCUUCAGUUGGUCUCAGGAAUGAUAUGAGGAAAUUCCAUAGCAGCUAAGAUUUGCAUGUUUUAAAAUAAAAUGGCUGUUCCACCUACUUACGCUGAUCUAGGAAAAUCUGCCAGAGAUGUUUUCACCAAGGGCUAUGGAUUUGGAUUAAUAAAACUUGAUUUGAAGACAAAAUCUGAAAAUGGACUGGAAUUUACAAGUUCAGGUUCAGCAAACUCAGAGACAAGCAAAGUUACUGGCAGUUUGGAAACAAAAUACAAAUGGGGGGAAUAUGGCUUGACGUUUACGGAGAAGUGGAACACCGACAACACACUAGGCACAGAGAUUACCCUUGAAGAUCAGCUUGCACAUGGACUGAAGCUGACCUUUGACUCUUCGUUCUCUCCUAACACUGGGAAAAAAAAUGCUAAAAUUAAGACAGGAUAUAAACGGGAACACAUCAACCUUGGCUGUGACAUGGAUUUUGAUAUUGCUGGACCUUCAAUACGUGGAGCCUUUGUGUUCGGCUAUGAGGGUUGGUUGGCAGGUUACCAAAUGACUUUUGAGACGACUAAAUCCAGAGUAACCCAGAGCAACUUUGCUGUUGGUUAUAAGACUGAUGAAUUCCAGCUUCACACUAAUGUAAAUGAUGGCACAGAAUUUGGAGGCUCCAUUUAUCAGAAGGUGAAUGAUAAAUUGGAAACUGCUGUCAAUCUCGCUUGGACAGCUGGAAAUAGCAACACUCGCUUUGGAAUAGCAGCCAAAUAUCAGAUCGACCCUGAUGCAUCUUUCUCUGCUAAAGUGAACAACUCCAGUCUGAUUGGUUUAGGAUACACUCAGACUUUGAAGCCAGGUAUCAAACUGACAUUGUCGGCUUUGUUGGAUGGCAAGAAUGUCAAUGCAGGUGGACACAAACUUGGUCUAGGAUUGGAAUUUGAGGCAUAAAAAGGGAUCGUACAAUCACUAAUUUGAAAAUACUUUACAGCAUAGCUACCUUCAGAAUUUAGUGAACCUUUCAAUGUUUUAUGUCUGGGAUGCAAGUAUUGUUACGUAUCAGUCAUGUUAAACCUGGUUAAAGACAGCUAAGCUUUAAAGUGUUUGUUCUUUGAGAAGAAAACAUUUAAAAAAAAACCUAAUUCCAGGCUUGUUGCCCAUCACAGCUGCUAAUUACAACUUCACAAGGGAUAUAGUGAAGGUACUGAUUACCUGUUCCAGAGUAAUGGCUAUAUAAGGACAGAAAAGUGUGAUAUAGAAACUGUGACUGAGAAUUGCAAUCCACCAUAGUGAACUCUUAAUUUAUGAAGCAUAGUUUUUGGAUAUUAACUUAUCAGAGUUUCAGUCCAGGAUGGAGUGUGCAAAACUAUCAGAAAAAAAGGAUAUUUUUAGAGAGAUAUUCCAUUAACUGUUUGUCUUAUUUAGUUAUCUGAUACCUACAGCUGUCUUCAGAGUGCUUUAGAUUGUUCACCUUGUAUAAUUUUGGUAUGGAGAAGGUUUGAUGUGACUCAGUCAAUAAUACUUGUUUUGUGGUGGUGUUCCUUUCCCUUGCACUAAAUAUGGAAAAGCUUGUAAGACAGAGCCAUAAGCAGGGAAGAGUCUUUGUAACUGUCAUCACAUAGUGGCAUCACUCUGAAUUUAAAAUGGACUUUUGUUUUAUUACCACUUUUUUUAGAAAUUUAAUAACAUUUUUAGUCUUCCAUUUUGUGUGGAACUAGACCCCAAAAUGCUGUACUUGACACUACUUAAAAUGAAAUAGACAAAAAACCCAACUUGAAUAAAAUAUUGAAACUUCACCUUUUA